Molecule: messenger RNA, 1755 nt
Organism: Sorex fumeus (smoky shrew)
Lineage: Eukaryota; Metazoa; Chordata; Mammalia; Eulipotyphla; Soricidae
Gene: SARS1
Product: seryl-tRNA synthetase 1
Exons: 11
Coding region: 87-1631 (514 amino acids)
Biological process (GO): seryl-tRNA aminoacylation
Cellular component (GO): cytosol
Molecular function (GO): serine-tRNA ligase activity; tRNA binding; ATP binding
Source: RefSeq, a predicted model, not a curated record
GUCAGCGCGCCUGCGCAGUGCGUGGUGCCCGGCUGCGGCGCUCGACCCUCGGUUUCCCUUCGCUUUGGCCUGUGCGCGCGGGGAAGAUGGUGCUGGAUCUGGAUCUGUUCCGGGUGGAUAAAGGAGGGGACCCAGCCCUCAUCCGAGAAACGCAGGAGAAGCGCUUCAAGGACCCGGGGCUCGUGGAUCAGCUGGUGAAGGCGGACGGCGAGUGGCGGCGAUGCAGAUUUCGGGCAGACAACUUGAACAAGCUGAAGAAUCUCUGCAGCAAGACAAUCGGUGAGAAAAUGAAGAAAAAAGAGCCGCUGGGCGAUGACGAGUCUGUUCCAGAGAACGCAGCAAACCUUGAUGACCUCACCGCAGACACGCUGGCCGACCUGCAAGUCUCCCAGAUCAAGAAGGUCCGGCUCCUCAUCGACGAGGCCAUCCUGAAGUGUGAUGCUGAACGCACCCGCCUGGAAGCCGAGCGGUUUGAGAACCUCCGAGAGAUCGGGAACCUUCUGCAUCCUUCGGUGCCCAUCAGCAAUGAUGAGGACGCAGACAACAAAGUCGAGAGGGUCUGGGGUGACUGUACAGUCAGGAAGAAGUACUCGCACGUGGACCUGGUGGUGAUGGUGGACGGCUUUGAGGGCGAGAAGGGCGCCGUGGUGGCCGGGAGCCGCGGGUACUUCCUGAAGGGCGUCCUGGUGUUCCUGGAACAGGCUCUCAUCCAGUAUGCUCUUCGCACCCUGGGCAGCCGGGGCUACACCCCCAUCUACACCCCGUUCUUCAUGAGGAAGGAGGUCAUGCAGGAGGUGGCGCAGCUCAGUCAGUUUGAUGAAGAACUGUACAAGGUGAUCGGCAAGGGCAGUGAAAAGGCGGAUGACAACUCCUAUGAUGAGAAAUACCUGAUUGCUACCUCUGAGCAGCCCAUCGCGGCCCUGCACCGGGACGAGUGGCUCCGGCCCGAGGACCUGCCCAUCAAGUACGCGGGCCUGUCCACCUGCUUCCGCCAGGAGGUGGGCUCGCACGGGCGCGACACGCGUGGCAUCUUCCGAGUUCAUCAGUUUGAGAAGAUCGAGCAGUUUGUCUACUCGUCGCCACACGACAACAAGUCCUGGGAGAUGUUUGAAGAGAUGAUCGCCACGGCCGAGGAGUUCUACCAGUCUCUGGGCAUCCCCUACCACAUAGUGAAUAUCGUCUCAGGGUCUCUGAAUCACGCCGCCAGUAAGAAGCUUGACCUGGAGGCCUGGUUUCCAGGCUCCGGAGCCUUCCGCGAGUUAGUCUCCUGCUCCAACUGCACCGACUACCAGGCUCGCCGGCUCCGAAUCCGAUAUGGUCAAACCAAGAAGAUGAUGGACAAGGUGGAGUUUGUGCACAUGCUCAAUGCGACCAUGUGUGCCACGACACGCACCAUCUGCGCCAUCCUGGAGAACUACCAGACAGACAAGGGCAUCGUGGUACCCGAGAAGUUGAAGGAGUUCAUGCCACCAGGCCUCCAGGAACUGAUCCCGUUUGUGAAACCUGCGCCCAUCGACCAGGAGCCGUCAAAGAAGCAGAAGAAGCAGCACGAGGGCAACAAGAAGAAAGGGGCAGCCAGAGACGUGGCCCUGGAGAGCCGGCUGCAGGCCAUGGAGGUGGCGGAUUCCUGAGCCUCCGGGCGCCCCCUCGCCGCCCGCCCCAUCUGACUUUUAGCAUGGCUAAAAGGGGAACCGCCUGCUGAGGCCGCGCAGGGGUCCCAUCUCUCCGGCGGGGGCCCCGGGACCCCGUUUCCGC